Messenger RNA from Miscanthus lutarioriparius, 1089 nucleotides. NCBI's taxonomy places the organism in Eukaryota, Viridiplantae, Streptophyta, Magnoliopsida, Poales, Poaceae. The record is from the annotation of a GenBank genome assembly.
AUGACACCUCGGCACCUCGCCCUCCGCCCUGCAAGCUCACAGAACAAAGAUUCGCCUUCCUCUUCCAUAGCAGAAGCCAGCCUAUUCGAGACGAGCUCGAGCCUUGCUGCCUUGGCGAGCUUCAGCCGAAUCGAGGUCGAGCCUGGCGGCAGGCCAACAGACAAAGCAACGCAAAAACCCUUCGAAUCAAUGGAGACCUCCGCAGCAACCCCGACCCGGCCGCCCCACCCGGCGGCCGCUUCCCCAUCACCGUCGUCCUCGUCGUCGCUGAGGCUGUGGAGGUCAGCGGCGCAGCGCAACGUGCGCAACCAGUGGUCGCAUCUGAGCACCGCCAAGGACCAGUGGCUGGCCGCCGUUGCUGAUGGCCGCUCCCACGCCUCCGCGCUCGUCAACACCCACCUCUCCCGCAGGAACAUGCCGGCGACGGAUUUUGGGGUGCUCAAGGACAUGCCGGGGAUCCGCGAUAAAGCUAACUCCAAGUUGGCACGUAGAGAGGAGCAAUACAGUGGCAUGCUUCUGUCGGCCUACAAGGAGAUGGUCCGUCAGCUGUCCUACUUGGUUAAAGCUUCCCAUUCUAUGCGCCGUUUUUCCAAAGCGACUCCAAAUUGUUCCAUCAUGCAGUUUUCUGACCGCCAAGAUGAUUUGAAUGAUUCAGGGGAUGGUGGAGGAGCGCCAGUAUUCAAAUGGUUCUCCAUAUUAGAAUUUGAGAGUCUUGCCCAGGAGCUUGUUGAGAUGUUUGUUUCAGAGCAAAAGUUGAAGAGGCUGCUACUCUUGGGAUUUCUCUCAAUUACUUUAAACAAAGGUGUAGAACAUCAGACAUCAUUAGAUUGGGGUGAUGAGCUAUAUGAUGGUGAAUCAAACGAACUUCAGAGUAUUGGCCUUCAGUCAGGAGAUACCUAUCAACUGCCUGAAAAUUGGAGUGUGGAUAUCUUAGGGAGUCAGCGUCCUGGCAAUACCCCUUCGCACGAAGUUUUACAGAAUUUGCACCUUGAAUUUGGUUGUGAUAACAAUGAUGAUUUCUUACAUUAUAUCAGAAUUGAUGAAAUAUUUGAGCUUGUUAAGGAGGAGAUGGAGAUUAAACUGUCUUGA